AUGUCUCAGAACAACUCAACCCCCAGCACGCCUCCCAGCACUGCUACGCCUGGAGUACCAACGGCAGUCAUCGAACCUUCGAACAAUAUCAACGGUCCCAAGCAGCUUGCUAACAAGUGCUGUUGGCAUGUUGUCGCGAUGAAGAAUCCAGACGCAAAGGAUAUUCUUGUAAGGUCUGCGCUUGUACAGAACGGACUGGUGCUAAUGGUUGCAGGUGUCUCAAAUACUCGUGAUCAUAGCGACGAUCCUCGUCAUCGCGCGCCUCAAUCUUCGACUGCGGAUACAAAAGCGAAAAUUACUACUCAGCGAUAUCUUUAUGGUGGCAGCGUGGAUCUCGGCGGUAAUCACAGCGGCUUUCUCACCUGCGUUUGCGGUCCUCCACGCAUUCGAUCCGAGUGUUCAUACGACGUUGGAGGGCUAUCAUGGAGGAUCUGCCAAUUUGGUGUUGAUAUUGAAGCUGCUCUUCUGGCAGUUUAUCUACAAGUAUUUCCCGAGUUUAUGGUCAAGAGGCGCAGAUUUCUUUGGGCAACGAUUUGGUUUGUUGGAGCCAGUUAUGUUAUCACUGUCGUGAUAUUAUUCUGCAUUUGUCUCCCCAUAAGCCGAAACUGGGAUAUCAGGCCUUCGAGGACAUGUCCGAAGUGGACAUAUGCUGUCACCUUUCACGUUGGCUGGGGACUGUCAUUUCUGGGAGAUUUGCUAGCUCUUCACGUCAGAAGAACCUUGAGACUCGGUAUAUACUUCACCUUCCUCCUGGGCACCGUCAACAUGGCUGUUAGUCUAGUCCGCUUUGUCGUGAUCUGGAAGGCCGGAGCAGACUCGAGUAUAUCACUAAGUACAAUUGUUCUUUGGAGCACUUUAGAUGUCAACAUAGGUCUCGUCGUCGCUUGCCUCCCGUCACUGCGCCCAUAUUUUGGAUCACGAACAAUGUCCCAAGAACAAAGUCGAGAGAGCAACAGCUGGGAUUCAAGCAGGAAACAUUCAGGGUUUGGUAACCGAACGAUAUGCUUUCACUCUAAGCAGCGAGGUAGCGAGGCGUGGCCAUCCUCGUCAGGCAGCCAUGCGAGAUACUCGUCGAUAGACCAGACGGUCGUUGGGUCUUUGGGUGAUACAAAAGGGUUCAAGGAGGCGAAUGAUGUUGAGCUGAGAGUUCUACCGGGAGCCAGAACGAGGGGCGUAAGUUAUGGUGGAUAA
Messenger RNA from Fusarium fujikuroi IMI 58289, 1191 nucleotides. Its product is annotated as related to integral membrane protein. The transcript is spliced from 6 exons. The record is from RefSeq and is a predicted model, not a curated record. Lineage: Eukaryota; Fungi; Ascomycota; Sordariomycetes; Hypocreales; Nectriaceae. The coding region runs from base 1 to 1191 and encodes 396 amino acids.